AUGGGUGAUGAGAGGGCCGGCAGCACCGGUAGCACCGAUAGCACCGGCAGCACCGGUACCACCGAUAGCACCGGCAGCACCGGUACCACCGAUAAGAACGGUCACACCGAUGGCAACGAGUGGACGAUUGGAUUCCGUGGCGCUGAGUGUCGGCUUUGGUUGGGCUCUUAUAAUGGCUUAUCUGUGGUCAAGAAGGAGAGGUUCGUCAAGAACUAUAGGAUCACUGAAUUAAACACCAAAAUCACUAAAGAGAGGAUUAGGGCUGAAGUGCGCGCCAUCGCCAAGAUUAAGGACAAGUCACCAGAAUUAGGUCCACUCCUGCCGUCCAUUCUGUUUGUCGACCAAAACAACAUAAUUAUGACCAGAAUUGAAGACUCGGUGAAUGUCUGCCAAUAUCUGAGUGAUGGACAAACAGAUGAGACCAUCGAUGAGUUGUUGGUGGCUUUGGGACAAACCAUCGCUCGGAUACACAAUUGUGGUGUCAUUCAUGGAGACUUAACCACAUCUAACUUCAUGAUCAACUCUAAGAAGAACCUAUUGAUUCCUAUAGACUUCGGAUUGUCUUCGUUCUCCACAUCAGCCGAAGACCGAGCCGUCGACCUCUACGUCCUCGAGAAAGUGAUCAUUAGUUCCCAU
This is a messenger RNA of Oppiella nova, 636 nucleotides long. NCBI's taxonomy places the organism in Eukaryota, Metazoa, Arthropoda, Arachnida, Sarcoptiformes, Oppiidae. The record is from the annotation of a GenBank genome assembly.